AUGCCUCGAUAUGCAAAGUUCUUAAAGGAGAUUUUUAGCAAGAAGAGGAAGUUUGAAGACUCGGCAUUUGUGACAUUAAACGAGGAAUAUUCAGUAAUUUUUCAGAAUAAUUUAUCGGAAAAGCGAUAUGAUCUAGGGAGUUUUACUAUUCCUUGUGUUAUAGGUAACUUAUUUGUCAAUGAUGCCUUAGCUGAUUUAGGGGCUAGAAUUAAUGUAAUAUCGUAUAGCCUGUUCAUAAAAUUGGGGCUGGGAAAAACCAAACCCACUAGGAUGAGUAUACAAUUAGCUGAUAGAUCUGUUAACUAUCCUAGACGUAUUGUAGAAAAUGUACUGGUAAAAGUAAAUAAAUCUAUAUUUCCUAUCGAUUUUAUGAUCUUAGACAUGGACGGUGAGAGUAGUGUAUCCUUAAUUUUAGAAAGACCUUUUCUUGCAACAUCUAGGGCAAUGAUAGAUGUUUGUGAUGGAAAGUUAAAACUUAGUGUAGGGGAUGAGACUGUCACCUUUGACUUGCAUAAUCCCAUAAGUCAGUCUUCAGAUCAUAAUAAUGCUAUGUGUGUUGUUAAUGUAAUUGACGAUGAUAUUGAGACACACUUGCAGGAAGUGUUAGUUGAAGACCCUCUACAUGUCACUUUGCCAAGGGGAGAAAAGCAUGAGCUGUCAAAUGAGGAAGUGUUAGAGCAGCUUGAAUUUAUGUUAGCAAACGAGCCAACUAAAAAUACUAAUGAGUUUACUGUGAUUCACAGGAUAGGUAUGCAGAAGUUGAGGCCAUCACUUGAGGAACCGCUGGUUCUUGAUUGGAAAAAGCUUCCAUAG
Ricinus communis (castor bean) is the source of this 813-nucleotide messenger RNA. RefSeq lists its product as uncharacterized. Bases 1 to 813 code for a protein of 270 amino acids. The record is from RefSeq and is a predicted model, not a curated record. Lineage: Eukaryota; Viridiplantae; Streptophyta; Magnoliopsida; Malpighiales; Euphorbiaceae. The transcript has a single exon.